AGGCGGGAGCCAGAGCUGCCCAAUGGCACGGGGAAGGUUCAAGUGAGGGAGGUGGAGAGAAGGAGCAAGCUCAACGUCGAGGACCUGAACAGGAUCGAGGAUGAGGAUGUUCUGGAUAAGAUGCUGGAUCGGACAACAGACUUUGAGGAGAGGCGACUGAUCCGAAACGCCAUGCGGGAGCUGCGCCAGCGCAAGCGAGCACAGAGCACCCAGUCGGCCGACGGCUCGGCACGCAGCACCGUCACCAAGACUGAGCAUCUCCUUCAGUCUAGUGAUGGCACCAAGACCUCCCGUACCACAACGAUGGAGUCGAGUUACGUGAAGAGAUCAGACAGUAAGAGUUUCUGCUGCCCUUUCCCCACAGUCUCCUCUUCCAAGAAGACGGGCAGCAUCUUUGACCGCGAAGACGAGAGUGCCUCCCGGCAGAGCAGCCUGGCUGCGCUGGAGCGGCGCCAGGCUGAGAAGAAGAAGGAGCUGAUGAAAGCUCAGAGCCUGCCGAAGACAUCGGCCUCACAGGCUCGCAAGGCCAUGAUGGAGAAGCUGCAGAAGGAGGGCGGGAGCUCGCCGAACCCCGUGGCAGCACGCACGGCCGUGCAGCGCUCCUCCAGCUUUGGCGUGACCAACGCCAACAGCAUCAAGCAGAUGUUGCUGGACUGGUGCAGAGCCAAGACCAGGGGCUACGAGCACGUGGACAUCCAGAACUUCUCAUCCAGCUGGAGCGAUGGCAUGGCCUUUUGUGCCUUGGUGCACAACUUCUUCCCUGAGGCGUUUGACUACAGCCAGCUGACACCCCAGAACCGCCGCCACAACUUCGAGGUGGCCUUCUCCUCUGCAGA
Messenger RNA from Tauraco erythrolophus (red-crested turaco), 836 nucleotides. NCBI's taxonomy places the organism in Eukaryota, Metazoa, Chordata, Aves, Musophagiformes, Musophagidae. The record is from RefSeq and is a predicted model, not a curated record.